Molecule: messenger RNA, 2106 nt
Organism: Cicer arietinum (chickpea)
Lineage: Eukaryota; Viridiplantae; Streptophyta; Magnoliopsida; Fabales; Fabaceae
Product: glucomannan 4-beta-mannosyltransferase 2
Cellular component (GO): Golgi apparatus
Molecular function (GO): mannan synthase activity
Source: RefSeq, a predicted model, not a curated record
AUGGUUGAAUCUGAACCCAAAGUUUUUAUACCAGAGUCAUUCCAAGUGAACUAUGAUAUAGUUACUCAAAUGAAGAUGAUUUGGGAUGUGAUGAAAGCACCAUUGAUUGUUCCUUUUUUGAAUGCUUGUGUGUAUAUUUCACUAGCAAUGGCACUCAUGCUUUUCAUGGAGAGAGUUUACAUGGGAAUAGUCAUCGUCUUGAUUAAACUCUUUUGGAAGAAACCAGAACAACGGUAUAAUUACGAGCCUCUUCGUGAAGAUGAAGAACUCGGAAACUCGAAUUUUCCCGUUGUUCUGAUUCAAAUUCCAAUGUUUAAUGAAAAAGAGGUUUACAAGGUUUCGAUUGGAGCAGCUUGUGGGCUUUCAUGGCCUUCGGAUCGUCUCGUGAUCCAAGUUCUUGAUGAUUCUACUGACCCUGUCGUCAAGCAAUUGGUGGAAAUGGAGUGCCAGAGAUGGGCAAGUAAAGGACUAAAUAUAACGUACCAAAUACGAGAAAGUAGAGGUGGAUACAAAGCGGGUGCAUUGAAAGAAGGAUUAAAACGUAACUAUGUGAAGCAUUGUGAAUAUGUGGCAAUUUUCGAUGCUGAUUUUCGUCCUGAACCUGAUUUUCUCAGAAGAGCUAUUCCUUUUCUUGUUGGAAAUCCUGAACUUGCUCUUGUUCAAGCUCGUUGGAGAUUUGUUAAUUCGAAUGAGUGUUUGUUGACAAGAAUGCAAGAGAUGUCCUUGGAUUACCAUUUCACAGUGGAACAAGAAGUUGGUUCAGCCACUCAUGCUUUCUUUGGUUUCAAUGGCACAGCAGGUGUUUGGAGAAUUGCUGCAAUCGACGAAGCAGGAGGGUGGAAAGACAGAACAACAGUUGAGGAUAUGGAUCUUGCUGUUCGAGCAAGUCUUAGGGGAUGGAAAUUUUUGUACCUUGGAGACCUCGAGGCAAAAAGUGAGCUUCCAAGUACUUUGAGAGCCUUCAGAUUCCAGCAACACAGAUGGUCUUGUGGUCCUGCUAAUCUGUUCCGCAAAAUGGCGAUGGACAUUAUUAGGAACAAGAAAGUGAAGUUUUGGAAGAAAGUGUAUGUUAUAUACAGCUUUUUCCUUGUUCGUAAAAUCGUAGCUCACAUGGUCACUUUCUUCUUCUACUGUCUUGUUAUUCCCCUCACAAUUUUGGUUCCUGAGGUUUAUGUUCCAAUUUGGGGAGCUGUUUACAUUCCUUCCGUCAUCACCAUUCUCAAUUCAGUUGGAACACCAAGGUCUAUUCACCUUUUGUUCUAUUGGAUCCUUUUUGAGAAUGUCAUGUCUUUGCACCGUACCAAAGCAACCCUCAUUGGUUUGCUAGAAUAUGGAAGGGCUAAUGAAUGGGUUGUAACCGAAAAACUUGGAGAUUCUGUCAACAACAAAACCAAAUCUGGAGAUGCUGCCAAGAAGACCAAUGCCAAAGUUCAAAAGAAAACAAGAUCCAAAUUUGUUGAAAGGCUUAACUUUUUGGAGCUGGGAUUUGCCGCAUUUCUCUUCUUUUGUGGAUGCUAUGAUUUUCAGCAUGGAAAACACAACUAUUUUAUUUACCUCUUCCUUCAAUCCUUGUCCUUCUCAAUUGUAGGAUUCGGUUAUGUCGGCACCAUAGUUUAAAGCUCAUCGAGCGAACAUCCAUAAGUAAGUGUCGUGUCCAUAUUGUCGUAGUUUCUCCUGUUCAAGUACAAGAAAAGGGGUUGAAUUUCUUUGAGCAACAAAACAGUUCACCGAAUCUACCGGUAAUUUGGAGCAUAUUAUUUUCGUUAUUGGGAAGGAGAAGUUCUUUCCAAUUAAGAUUUUCAUUGUCAUCAAUCAAGAAGAUACAAAUUAGAACUUGAAGACAAUCAAGAAGAUCUAUAUCAAAAAAUUGCUUAAAUUAGAGCUUUAGACUGUUAGAUAGUGUGGUUUUGUUUGCAUAGAUUGUUUUGUGGGAUUUUUACAAAUAUAUAUAUAUAUUUGGUCGGUCCUCUAUUUUAUUAGUUUUCCUUAAUGUGACAAAUAAUUUGGUGGAUAAAUUAUGCAAUUUUAUACAUGUUAUUUGUCACUUUUUGGUUCAAGGAAUGAAUUUCAUAGCAUAAAUGCAAUCAUAUUCUCUUUCUUUCACAA